This is a messenger RNA of Rhineura floridana, 3922 nucleotides long. RefSeq names its product cytidine/uridine monophosphate kinase 1 (gene CMPK1). The transcript has 6 exons. The record is from RefSeq and is a predicted model, not a curated record. Gene Ontology annotation, cellular component: nucleus; cytoplasm. Gene Ontology annotation, biological process: 'de novo' pyrimidine nucleobase biosynthetic process; CDP biosynthetic process; UDP biosynthetic process. Gene Ontology annotation, molecular function: ATP binding; UMP kinase activity. Lineage: Eukaryota; Metazoa; Chordata; Lepidosauria; Squamata; Rhineuridae. Bases 197 to 895 code for a protein of 232 amino acids.
UCAUUGCCCGCCAUCUCGCCCAUCCUUUUCCCUUUCUCCAGCAGUGAGAGUGACCGGGCGGGAACCCGGAAGCGGUUUCCCUUCCUGGUGACACUUCGGCAGCCACCUCAGUCGGAAGAGUGAGGUGGCGUCGGGGACUGUUAUCGAGCUCAAGUUCCCACCCCUAUUUCUGCCGGUGCCCCCUUUUCCACGGCGUAUGUUCUGUCGUUACCUCUUGGCUACCGCGUCUCGCGUUAAUCCCUCCAUUCUUCGGCCAGGCACUCUUUCCGCUGCUUCUUCUCCUUCUCUUCGCCUGCUGCUCCUCAUGAAACCGGUUGUUGUUUUCGUUCUUGGCGGGCCUGGCGCCGGAAAAGGGACCCAGUGUGCCCGCAUUGUGGAGAAAUAUGGUUACACACACCUCUCUGCAGGUGACCUCCUUCGAGAUGAGAGGAAGAGGCCAGGCUCUCAGUAUGGAGAGCUCAUUGAAAAUUAUAUUAAAGAUGGAAAAAUUGUGCCUGUUGAGAUAACAAUCAGCUUGUUAAAGAGGGCUAUGGAUGAAACUAUGGCAGCCAACAUACAAAAGAAUAAAUUCUUAAUUGAUGGAUUUCCCAGAAAUGAAGAUAAUCUUCAGGGCUGGAACAAAACCAUGGAUGGAAAAGCAGAUGUAUCUUUUGUUCUCUUUUUUGAUUGUGACAAUGAGAUAUGUAUUAACCGUUGCCUGGAAAGAGGAAAGAGCAGUGGCAGAAGUGAUGACAACAGAGAGAGUCUGGAAAAGAGACUCCAUACGUAUCUAGAGUCUACUAAGCCCAUAAUAGACCUCUAUGAGAAAAUGGGCAAAGUUAGGAGAGUAGAUGCCUCUAAAUCCGUUGAUGAGGUUUUUGGCAAAGUAGUGAAUGUCUUUGAUAAAGAAGGCUAGUUCUCUACUUGAACACUUUUUCCAAACGUGCUUGAAUCUUGCUUUAAGAGCUGCUGCUAUAAUCCAUUUUUAUAACAGUGAUAAAAUAUGCCUUUUAAAUACUUCUGUGUUGAAAGCAGUUUAAAAAUGGUUAAUUUGAAAACAUGUUUUAAAAUAUGAGUUACAAUUAGAAUUAAAAGUGGCUUGUCAUUAAGAUAGAUACAUUCGAACUAUUCUGAAGCUCAUAAAGAAUCCUAACUGCACAGCAAGAAUAGUAGUCAUAUGAUAAUCCUAGCUAUUUUCACAAAACAUCUGGCCAUCUUUUUCUUUUCUUUUCUUACUGCCCAAAGCCAUGUUAUUUUCUUAGAAUUCCAAAUACUGAAAUUGUAACUAUAAGUGAGUGGGCCCAUUGAAUUUCUUCUUGUUUUUUUUUCUUUUAGUUUUGGACCAAAUAUGGGGAAAUUGCAUGAGUUUUUUAUUUUUAAAGAAAAUGAUACUGUUUUGAAUGACAGGCAGUUUCUGUCAACAUUUUAAGUAGAGCAUGCUCCUUUGAUUUAGUAGUUCUUGUUUAUUUGAUUGCUAAUAAAGCAAUGACUCUUAUGAGGCACUCCAAUAUUAAUCACACUGCUUGAAAGUUGUCCUGUUGAUCUCACAUUUUGAUGCUGUCUGUAUCCCACACAUGCUUGAGGCCUCUGAGAAAAGGAGCCACACAGCAUGCAGAAUGUGUAUGUGGCAAUGGGAGAUGGCUCCUUUUUCAAAAAGAUAGGGGAACUGUAGUAUCUGAAGAUUACAUGGAUUGUAGUUUAUAUAAUCAGUGGACUGGAUUCAGCCUAAAUUAGUAGCACUUAGGUACCAUUGUAACCAAUGCAGUAAGUUGUGAUUAAUUUAAAUCCUAUUAAUUUUAAUGCGAGAAUGCAAUUCGCAGAGCAAUCCUGAGUCCUCCAGAUCCCCACCUUAAAACACACCAUUUUGGGGUUUUGUACUGCCUGUCUACCCAAGCCAACUGAAGCUUCCAUCUCACUGGAGCCCCUCAGUCAUGCUAGGUAAAUACAUAACAGUUCAGAGGGUUAGGAUUGUAUCCUAAUUUAAGUUGGGUCAAGCCUAGUGUAUUUAGGACUGAGAUGUCAGAUAUGUAGGUGCUAUACAUGUUCAGGUGUUUGUGUAUUUACAGGUAAUGUGGGCAUUGAGGAUUUGAAGUACCCCCAAGUGGUUAAAAAAUUAGAUAUUUGAGAGCAUCUAUUACAUUAACAUUUACUUGCCAUGCAUCUCUAGCUGCAUGAUAAAAUUAUUUUAGACAUUUUGUACAAAAUUACUUAUUAAGUAACUCGAAGUGUAUUUGGAUGGAGUCCACCUUUAAGUGACAGGAUGGAGGGGAAAUUCAUAUGGCUGUAUUUUCCUCUGAAAUUGUAUAACUUGAACAUUUUGACUCAAUUAUACUUGGCCUGAGCAAUAUAAAAGAAAGCCUCUUUUUGUUAAUUAAGCAUACUAGAUCUUUACUGUGUAAAUUUAAUACAGUGCUGGUGUCAAAAAAGUUUUUAAUAAAUGGGUAAUUUUGGAUAGCAAACACAAUAAAAUGUUUUACAGCUGUUCUAACUGCACAUUUCUUAAAUUUAAAAACUGCAGAAAACUAUGGGACUGGUUACUUAAAUAUGACUUCAGGGCUCAUUACUUUUUUCUUUUGUUGAAAUGUCCAUUGGAUUGGAUCUUGAAAAUAAAAGGAUACAUACAUACUUGGUCUAAUCGCAAAGUUUUUUUUGUGGGGGUUGCUGUGUCAACUACUAUUUGAGCUAUGUUUACAACUAUGAAUUGUUCUUCCUGUUUAUGUCUGUCUCAUAUAUAAUUGCAUUUAGUAAUAUAUUUUGUCCUUUAAGAUAUGAUGAAGGAACUGCAAUUGACUUUGAACAGCUGAAUCUUUGUACUUUGUGUGUGGGCUUCACUGGUGCUAUCAAGAAAUAUAAGGCCUAUAUGAUAAUAUGUGACACUAGGAAUGAGAUCUUUGCAUAAAAAUACACAAUGUUACUAAUAUAGUCUGGAAACCUUUGAAAAGUGGUGUUACUUUUUGAAGAAAAAAUCAUGAUAAACUUUUGUUAAGAAUGUGUAUAAAUUAUUCCAUAAUCUUAUCAUAGAGAAAUGGAUUUGCACAGAUUUUGCCCAUGGGGAAACCUUGAUUGUCUGCCAAGAGAGCUGUAUGUAUCUGCCAUGGAAUUCUCUGUAUGUUGUACAAGAUUCUCGGAAGCAUUCCUGAUGUGUACUCAACGCAUGUGGGGCUUUAGGAAGGUCUGGUUGUUACUUCAUGCAGACUGAGUGCACCACAGGACACACAUUACUUUCCCAAUCCAAUGCUUUCCCAAUCCAUUGUUACCAUUUUUUUUCAUUGGGCCCCUAGUAAUCAUCUAUGGAACUCCAGGUUUCUUAUGAACAAAGUCUGAACUACUGUUUUAAAUUCUGUGUCUGCUUUUAGUAACAAUUGCUAAAGCUGAUUAGAAAAAUCAUUAUUUGAAAUGUGAAAAAUCCAUUGUUAUCCCUUCCUGCUGUAAUGGACAAUCUCUGCAUUUGGUUAUGCCUUAGUUGACUUCUCUGUAGAAAACAUUAGUUAGAAUGUGCUGUGGGGCAAUGGAUCUACGUACACUGAAUCUGUUUGUGUGCUGUCAAAUACACCAACAUAGUAUCAAGUGACCAUUUAGAAGCCCUUUUCACAAAGUUAUCCAUUAGAAAAGAAGUCCUUUUUGUAGUGAUAUUAGCAUUGCUGUGUUUGGAUUUUACGGAUGUUAAUAGGAAUGAGUAUGUUUUCUUGCUGUGUACUUUGCUAUCUGUUUGCAAACUGAAACAAAGCAAACAAUUAUAUUUCAAAAACAAAACACAAGACAUGCUUGUCUGAACAAUGUGUUGGGAUAGAUUCUUUUUCUCAAUCUUUUAUUGAUGCCAUGAAUGCAUUGUUUUUCUCCAAACUGGCUUUUUUUUGUCACCUCCCAUUUUCUUCAAUCAGUAGACCAAUGUAUAAUUCCACAGAGCAGCAAAUUGUAAAAAUCUAAAAUGUUCACAAAUAAA